This is a messenger RNA of Limulus polyphemus (Atlantic horseshoe crab), 957 nucleotides long. Its product is annotated as bone morphogenetic protein 4-like. Gene Ontology annotation, molecular function: cytokine activity; growth factor activity. The record is from RefSeq and is a predicted model, not a curated record. Gene Ontology annotation, biological process: SMAD protein signal transduction. NCBI's taxonomy places the organism in Eukaryota, Metazoa, Arthropoda, Merostomata, Xiphosura, Limulidae. Gene Ontology annotation, cellular component: extracellular region.
AUGCUGGACUUGUAUAAUACCCAGGCAGCCAACGACGGUGUUAUCAAAUCGCCAAACCCUAACAAAGUUAGCACAGUCCGAAGCUUUCCCGACAAAGAUCGGAAACAUCACUUUCAUUUUUACUUCAAUAUCACUGACAGCAUGCCUUCUACUGAGUCGGUAGUAGAAGCAGAAUUUCACUUGUACAAGAUGAAACCUAAAGAAACAGUGAAAGGGAAGUCUGAUGACAUCAAAUCCCAUCUGCUUCCAAAAAUUGUACCAACAUUUCAAGAGGGUACGCAAAAGUGGCAUCUCCGUGUAUACCAGGUAAUGCAAACCUCGAACAUGAACGAAGAAAACAACCGACUACUGGACAUUCGAAGCGUCAGUAUUCACUCUGUGGGCUGGGAAGUGUUUUACGUCAAGCCUGCCAUAAUGGACUGGUUGAAUGACCCUCAAAAAAACCUUGAUUUCAAGGGUUAUGACUUUCCUGAAAUGCCCAAACACAACCCUUCUCCCAGUAAUUAUCAAGAUUUGGUUCCAAGUCUUGAUCAUAGUAUGCACCCUCAGGAAAGCGAAAAUUCCAUAGCAAGAGUCAGGAGAUCGACAGAAUACCAAGAAGAUCUACUCAAUGAGACCUCACCAGUUACCAACCAGUCUUUAGAUUGCAAUCGUUUUGAGAUGUACGUGAACUUUGAGCAAAUCGGUUGGUCAGAUUGGAUCAUCUUUCCAAAAGGCUACAGCGCUUUCUACUGUAAAGGUGGCUGUAAUUUUCCUAUUCGUCAAAAUGAAUACUCUUCUAAUCACGCCGCUGUUCAGAGCAUUGUUAACACAUUGAAAUUAGUUGAAGGUGUGCCCAAACCUUCUUGUGUGCCUAACAAAUUGAGUCCUUUUCUAUUACUGUAUCGAGACGAUGGCGGCAACUUUGUGCUCAAACAGUACGCUAACAUGGUGGCAGAUAGUUGUAGCUGUCAAUGA